This is a messenger RNA of Varroa destructor (honeybee mite), 2470 nucleotides long. RefSeq lists its product as uncharacterized. NCBI's taxonomy places the organism in Eukaryota, Metazoa, Arthropoda, Arachnida, Mesostigmata, Varroidae. The record is from RefSeq and is a predicted model, not a curated record.
UGAAGUGCAGUCAGAGUUAGUCGUCGGGGGUUUCGUGGUGCUAGUGGUGAUGGUAGUAACCACUCGUUUUGUGUCGUCGUACAUACGUCCGAACCCCUUGUUGUCUACUUCUCGGUAUUUGUUAGACGUUGGAGUUGCGUUGAGUUGACGUGGACUGAGCUGUGUGGAUUUGCGUCGUCGUCGUUGUAGACGAAGAAAAAAGAAGAAAUCGUCGCGAUAGUGGUGGAGCCGUCUCACGAAGUGGAAGUUGCUGCGCAUCAUCAAUAUGCUUGCGUUCGUUGCCUACGUCAGCCUGUUAGGGUCGGUAUCCGCAGGAGGCAUUGGAGGUUUCCGAAUUCUCGGGGGCGGUGGUAUCGGUGGACAUCUGACUGGAGGUCAUGGUCCAAUAACUCACGGGCAGCCUAUUAUUAUCAAAAACAGUUACAGUGGAGGUCUUGGCACGAGUCAUGCAGGCGGCCCGUUCCUGCUUAAGAGUGGGCUUCAUGGAGGAGAUAUUGGUGGGCACGGUGGGGCGCCUAUCUUCUUCAAAGGCGGUACUGGCAACGGACACGGGCCAGCAAAAAUUAGCCAAGGACCACCGAUUAUUCUAAGUGGCAAGGGCCAUGGCGGGAUUCUAGGAGGCAGUGGGCACGGGCCGAUUAUUCAGGGUCCUCCUAUUAUCGUUAAGGGUGGACAUAUUGGAGGAGGAAUCAAUCACGGGCCUCCUAUCCAGAUAGCACCGCUAAGUCUAAAAGGUGGACACGGAGUAGGCGUUGGCGGCAUUGGUCAAGGAACCAUAAUUCAGGGCCCACCCAUUAUACUGAAGGGACCCAUUGGAGGCAUCGGUGGCCAUGGAGCACCAAUCAUCAAAGGGUCCCCUGUCAUCCAGGGCCCUCCGAUUAUCGUCAAGAGCGGACACGGAAGUAUUGGUGGUGGAAUCGUCAAAGGAACUCCAGUUUUGCCAAAAGGCGGUCACCUGAGCGGUGGAGCUAUUGGAGCUGGCCAUGAACAGCACGCAGUCUCAGGCCCAUCCUAUCUUAUCACAACAGUGCACCACGUUCAAAAGGUUUCAUCAGGAGGAAAACUUAUCGCAUCUUUUGGAGGUCACGGAAAAGCUCUUGGAACGAUUGCAAACCCCUGGUAAACGCAAUAGUGAAGGAUAUUAAACGUACCGCCUGUCCUCGUCUGUAAAACUAUCUAAAUCUGUAUUUUUAUGUUUAAAAGCUCAAGAAGAUAAGUCGGCACGGUUUGCUGACUAGGUGGCCAAAGACCCUACCGAUCGACUAGGACGGUCCGUUACCGACUAGUAUAAAGGGAACCUUCGUGCUUUUAUUCUAUUUUUAUGUGUGACUCUGCUACAAUUGUUAGAUAUCAUAUAAAGCGUGAAGUAAUAAAAUGCCUAUGAUAUAAUUACCUAUUCGAACCCAGUAGCUACAAAGCAUAGGUACCGUACUUGAUCGCCUUUGAGACAUCUUUGUUCCUCGUAUUCCCGCGUAGCGCUGAUGAAGAAUUUAGACGGAAGGUUUCGAAUGUCGAUGUGCCUUUUUCGUACUAACAGCAACCGAUUGACAAACACCGUUGUUUGUUAUUUUCUGUACUUAUAACAUUUAUAUUGUUUAUUUGUUGUGUUAAAUAUUUUCAUCUGGUAGGACCGGGCUAAACGUGAAAGUAGAAGUUUUCCUAUAUACUUGCAACAGGCAACAAACUGUUGUUAUGAUUAAUAGUGUCCAGUUAAUGCAUUACUAGGGCUACAGCGCCCAUGUACCUUAUAAAUGUUGUGUCGGAGCGCCGAGUGUCAAUGAGAUUCGAUCAUGUCCAUUAUAAAAACUGCAUACCCAAAAAUGUAUUUUUUAUUAUUUUAUUGUUAUUUCGACACAUCUAACUCUCGAUGUAAACAAAGAGAGAAUUUUUUGAGACUAAAGAUAUAACAGGUAAAUAGAAUCGGUAAAUAAAACCUGCUAACAGCCUUGCUUAUUAGAAGCCGGUAUGGUUAUUUGCUGCGACAUUCUCAAAAUAACCUUUAUUAUACUAACGUCAUGGCCCAGUAAUAUAUAUACACAAGGACAAUUGACAACAGCAGUUGUUUUUAGAAUGGAUUGCAUAUUAUUGAAGUUGCACGCGAACAAAUGUUGGCUGAAGUUACAAGUUACAUGCUGAAGACGAGCUUGACAUGUUGACGCGGGUACGGCCAACUUCUGGUUUAUUAGCUGGUAUAAAAAGAGUAAUAAUAAAGGAAAACGUGGGCAGAAUUCAUCUACUCGAGCGUUUUAUCAAGAAAUUACUAUGUAGGUUUUUAUACCUUUACCAGGAUACAGCUAGAUUCGAGUUUGGCUCGAGGAGCCUAAUUGGCAAAUCUCUCCUGGCAUCUGGGCAAUAGCUAGCUCAUUGUUAACGUUUGAGUAUAUAUUGACUGCAUAAAUAUAAAAAAUAUACUUUCGCCUUUGACUUGACCAUUCAAGUUCUUUGAAUUCAAAUGUGCGAUUACCUUAGU